UCUCCAAAUUUCUACUUCACGGAUCCGCUUCAAAGAGGCAGCUGCAGGGGAGAAUCAUGUUAAGCUCGGCUACUGCGGAGAGCCCAGGGUAGCCCAAUGAUGGAUUUUGAUGAGCGUGGUCCCUGCUCCUCUAACAUGUAUUUGCCAAGCUGUACUUACUACGUCUCCGGUCCAGAUUUCUCCAGCCUCCCUUCUUUUCUGCCCCAGACCCCGUCUUCGCGCCCAAUGACAUACUCCUACUCCUCCAACCUGCCCCAGGUCCAACCCGUGCGCGAAGUGACCUUCAGAGAGUACGCCAUUGAGCCCGCCACUAAAUGGCACCCCCGUGGCAAUCUGGCCCACUGCUACUCCGCGGAGGAGCUCGUGCACAGAGACUGCCUGCAGGCGCCCAGCGCGGCCGGCGUGCCUGGCGACGUGCUGGCCAAGAGCUCGGCCAACGUCUACCACCACCCCACCCCCGCCGUCUCCUCCAAUUUCUAUAGCAGCGUGGGCAGGAACGGCGUCCUGCCGCAGGCUUUCGACCAGUUUUUCGAGACGGCCUACGGCACCCCGGAAAAUCUCGGCUCCUCCGACUACCCCGGGGACAAGAGCGCCGAGAAGGGGCCCCCGGCAGCUGCAGCGACCUCCGCCGCGGCGGCGGCGGUGGCCCCGGGCGUGCCGACAACUUCAAGUUCGGACGGCGGCGGCGGCUGCCGGGAGGCGGCGGCGGCGGAGGAGGAGAAGGAGCGGCGGCGGCGCCCGGAGAGCAGCAGCAGCCCCGAGUCGUCUUCCGGCCACACUGAGGACAAGGCCGGCGGCUCCAGUGGCCAACGCACCCGCAAAAAGCGCUGCCCGUACACCAAGUACCAGAUCCGGGAGCUGGAGCGGGAGUUCUUCUUCAGCGUUUACAUCAACAAAGAGAAGCGCCUACAGCUGUCCCGCAUGCUCAACCUCACCGACCGGCAAGUCAAAAUCUGGUUUCAGAACAGAAGGAUGAAGGAAAAAAAAAUUAACAGAGACCGUUUACAGUACUACUCAGCUAACCCUCUCCUCUAAGGCCCCGGAUGCCUGUAAUGGGGUGAGGAGCUUCAGUCCCUGAGAUUAUUCUCGGACUUUGCCCUUGACAAGGUCAAGUCUUGUGGUGACUUUGGAGGAGAUGGGGCGGCCAGCGAGGAACUUGCUUGGACAUUCUCGAUUACGGAUUCCUAAUCAUAAUUGGAUUGGAAGAGGUGUGCAGGGACUCCAAUGAAUGGUUUUGGCCCCUGGUGAUUCACUGUUAAGAGCCUUUGGGGAGUUUCUGUUGGGUGUGGUCUCCAUCCACCUGGGCUUGGGCCCUCUGCCAGGCCCCCCAGAGGCUGACCCCUGUCCAAGACUCUCCUCAUGGAGCCUUCCCAGCCCCAGGACCCCUGCAUCAGGAAGCUUUGCACUCACUCCCCCAACCCAGAUCAGCUCCUACAGGGGAGGCAACCUAGACUGCUCUCCAAAGCCCAUGUGAGAGACCCCUGGACUAAGAGGUGGAUGGAUGUGGGGUGGAAGAGGGUUUCAGAGCCUCAAAGGGGAGGGAGGGAGGUAUCUACUAUUCCAGGUGGUGGCAGUGGGUCGCCACCCCUCUGAGCCACCCACUAUCACAAGCCAGAGCUCCCAGCAGCCACCGUUCUUCAUAGCCCACCUCAUUUUUCUUCCUAACAAACCAAGGUCUUGUCCUGGCCUGCCACCCAGUCCCCAAGCCCUGAGGAUCGCAGGGCAGAGUGGCCUGAGGUAGAAGACAUCAUGGAAAAGCUGAAAAGUCAACGGGCAGUGGCCAGGCCAAGAGAGCUUUCUGCAGGAAAUGCCUGCUGAGAGCAGCAGUUUGGCAAGUCUGCCGCCGCACUUAAUUGAAACUUGGAUUUGCUCAGUGUCCAGCAGUGGGGCAGCAGGGCCAAGGGCCUGGCCAGCAGUGCCUAGCUAUGAGGGGCUCGCGGCCUCCCUCCAAAACACCCUGGCCCAGUGUCCUUGCUCUGCCCCCCAGGAGCCCAGAACUGUGUUGGAAAGGUUCCGAUGAUCCCCUCAAAGCUGAGCUGAGUGUGGUUUGGAUAAUUAUUUUAAAAGGUAAAUAUUAUAUUAUAUAUAUAUUUCCCUGCAAGAACCAAAGCGAAUUUAAAAAGAUGCAAUGUAGAAGAAGAAAGAUGAUGAAGAAGAUAUUUAAAGGCUGUAAUUGUUUACAGUGUUCCACGGUUAAACUCACUCACUGCUAAGAAUAUUUGAAUGUACGCUUCAUACAGGGAUGGUGUUCAAAGACUUGUAAAUAAAGGAACCAUAACCUAUUUUGCUCGAAUACUAUUUUUUAACCAUUAAUUUCCUGCAGGCUGGUGGAAUGUGCUGGAAGUGGGUGGGAAAGAGUCUCUUUCAUCUCCAACUACAUUUGGAAAAGCUCUAGGGGGAUGCCUAGGGAGGGAGGUGAACCGCUUGGGCCUGGAGACCCUCUUUGUUGACUCUCCUCUGUCUUCCUGUGUUAAGAAGAGUCUGUGACUGGCUCUGUUUGAAGCAGGAGGGUUGGCCUGUCCUCUGCUCUCACCCACUGUGUAUGUCAUCCUUGCAUGUAUAGAGAUGAGGGGCACAAGGAAAAUAAAGACAUGGAAACUUGA
Molecule: messenger RNA, 2603 nt
Organism: Echinops telfairi (small Madagascar hedgehog)
Lineage: Eukaryota; Metazoa; Chordata; Mammalia; Afrosoricida; Tenrecidae
Gene: HOXA11
Product: homeobox A11
Exons: 2
Coding region: 97-1035 (312 amino acids)
Biological process (GO): regulation of transcription by RNA polymerase II; anatomical structure development
Cellular component (GO): nucleus
Molecular function (GO): DNA-binding transcription factor activity, RNA polymerase II-specific; RNA polymerase II cis-regulatory region sequence-specific DNA binding
Source: RefSeq, a predicted model, not a curated record